AGAAGAGGUUAAAUAGAAUAAUUCUAUUGAUACAUUAUCUAUUGUAUAUAUUAUUAUGUACAUAUUAUAAUACAAUAUAAAUAAUAUAUUAAUUAUAUUUUAUGAAUAAUAAUUUAUUCAAAUAUUUUAAUUAAUUCUUGCAUCAUAGGUAAUUUUUUAUUUUAACGAUACUUAUUAAUUUCCAAAGGAAUAGUCAUUUACAUGAUUUUGUCCCCCUCUAUGUAUUAUCGUUACAAACGAAAAGAGUUCAGAAAAAAACCAAUAGAUUGCGCGUAUGUAGUCAAGAAUAUAAUCAAGAAAAAUAAGAACAGGGCUUAAGGUUGCUUAAAUAUCGCCAUUUCAAUUAAUGGCUAAUAUUCAUAUUUGCGACUGUUCUUAAAAUUUGUUUUGUUUUAUUCUCUGUUCUGUUUUUCGAUUUUAUUUUGUAAGAAUAGCAAAUGAUUGAUCAAGCAGAAAAAAAUAAAAAUGGGAAAGCCAGCAUUUCUUUUUUAACUUUAAUUAUUAACUUCUGUAGAUUCAAAUAACAUAAAAUAUGUACUGGUUCUUGUACUUGAGAUAUUAACCGCGAGAUCGCGCAUCACUUCAUUAUGUAUUUCCCGCGCAUUUUAGUAGUUUGCUAAGAUACGAACGAAUUUGCACGUGACGUGAAAAUUAAUUUGCAAUGAAUGUUAUGGUAAAUUUUGUGUUUUGUGAUUUUUAUGAGCAUUGUGACAUUUAAACCAAUAGUCGUUGUGAAAUGUCUAUGCGAUAAAACCCGUUUGCGUGUAGGCUGCGUUACAAAAUAUGAUAGCAGUGUUCUGUGUGAAGCGUGCUUCAGUUUGCUAUGUGGAAUGAAGAAAAAAAGAUGGAGGCAAAGAAAAAAAAAAGAAAGGAAAGAAAAAUGAGAAAUGAGGUUUUAAUGAGGACGCUGGGCGUAGCGGCGACGAAAUGAAGCAUGCAGCAUGCGUGGUAGCGGUGUCACGGCUGCGCGGUCCUGCCUUCAACCCCUGGUGUCCGCCAGCCGCUACCUCGCCGUUCAAGCCCUUCCUGGUGAUCCUCUUUACUUCGUCGUUGAGGCGAAGUCGAGAGUGAAGGAGGUGUACGCGCAGACAUGCAUGCUUCUCGGCCAGCAGGGCAUGCGAGACUGCGAACUGUUCGGCCUGGCAAUAUUGUCCGACGGCGAGUACCUGUUCGUCGAUCCCGAGAAUAAAUUAAGCAAAUACGCGCCGAAAAACUGGCGAAGCUCUCAUACAUACGGCUUGGACAGCAGCGGAAGGCCAGCUUUCGUCCUCUACUUUCGCGUCCGCUACUACGUCGACACACCGUUGCUCCUAAGCGAUGAAACGACGCGUCACCACUAUUACCUGCAACUGCGCGACAAUGUCGUCAGGCAUGGCGGUGGGGUGGAGAGCCUCCAUCCUCACCAUCCCUUGCACGAACCUUCUAUCGUUACGCCCCUGCUCACACUCGCGGGUCUUGCCCUACAAGCCGAUCUUGGGGACUAUUCCGAGGAACGACACAGACCACACGCAGGACCUGUGGGAUAUUGCAAACCUACGGAUUACCUUCCGCCUCACAUGUGUCUCGAGUCGAAUGUGCUCGCCGUGCUCGCGGCACAGCACAGGGACAAUCGGGGCCUCUCGAGGGAGGAGGCAGAGUUGCAAUACAUCCGGGAGGCGGUGCUGCUGGAGGCGCCGCUCAACGCUCACCUCUAUCGGUUACGAAGAAGCAAGAACGAGGCAGGUCCUGGACGUAUACUCCUCGCGAUUUGCGCUCGUGGGGUGCGAGUCUACGCCGAGGAGGAGACACCGCGUGUCUUUGCCUGGAACAAUAUCGGCAAACUUUGCUUCGACCGCAAGAAGUUUGAGAUACGCGCAGUCGACCAGCCGGACAAGCUCACCCUCUAUAGUGGGUGCGAUGACAAAAGCAAAUUGCUUCUGGGACUCUGUCGAGACACCCAUCAGUUCUCUAUGGCCAUAGCACCUAGAGUAAAUGAAGCGAAGAGGCGAGAAGAGGAAGAGAGAAAAGUACUUCGCGACUGUUAUAUGUAUCCUGCGCGAUGCAAGCUGAGUUUAACAGCACGAGGGGCGCGCGGUGACCAACGAAUUUCUGUUAUCUCGAGCACAUCGUCUAACACAACUUCUGGAAUUGUUAGCGAUCGAGUUCAUAGCGAGGACGAGCCAGAUACGGCGCCCGCUUCGACCGAAUGUCUGCCACGUCUUACUGAAAAUACUUCACACUCCGGUGUUCAGUGCGGUGUAAAUGGAUCGAAUGCGGACGUCGAGGAUCGUUCCAUGCCGUCAUCCCCAGUCUCCACUGUGGAUGAAGUUGAUGGUACGGAUAGCACUCCUACAACGGUUGCGUUACGAUUAGCAUCGAGUGCAGCUACGGCGGCUGAAGGGUCACAAUGUAGCAGCAGCUGCAGUACGGUCGUGGUUGUGAAUACACCUGCUGGUGGACCGCCGCGAAUGCGGCGCACAUCCGCGACUUCCAGUUUGGAGCUUGGUUAUUCGCAUACGGCACAGAAUUCAGCAGUUUCGUCAGAAACUGCUAGCUUUCCUGGCGCCAUUUACGACAGGUGCAAGAAAGGUGGUAAAUACGCAGGCACUGAUAUUGCGAGUGAAACUAGUGGAGUCUAUACACUCAGGAGUAGUGAAAUGCAAGAUGAAAGAAUGGGAGAUCUAUAUUCACCUACCGGUGAUGUCAAUGGAUCUUCCACAGCGAGUGAUGUAUGUGCCUUAAGUUCCGUACAGUCUACAACCGAUGAAGCUUCCGUAACAUCCGGUUUUUAUACCAUACACAGUGGUCUUAGAUCUGAAACUAGCGACGUUUACACGGAAGAUGUGGGUACAGAAGAUCAAGAACCUAUUUACAGCGUCUGUAAAGGUGAUGAAGAUGUCAAUAACAUGAUGUCUACAAUCUCGGCGGUCCCUUUGGAUCAACAACUUGAAGAUUCUAGAUCACGUAGCAAUAGUAUACUUAGUGCAGGAAGCUUCAGAGGUGACGGCAGUGAUCCUUCCAGUGUUGGACCUCUGUUAUCAGCCGAUGAACUUUCUGACUUGAUUGUUGGACGUUAUCCCCCUCGAAAAACUAUUAGCAAUUCUAUGGACUCUGAUUGCGAUUACGUUACUAUGCCUCCACCACCUCCACCACCUAGGACCGAUAGCGACAGACAACUUCCUCCACCUCCUCCUUACCCAGUGAACAUGGAUUAUGCAACAAUAAAUUCACCACGGUCGAACAUACCCGAUAUUGAAAGAGAACCUCCGCCUCCACCUCCAUAUAACGCUACUCGCGGUGAAUUUAUACCUUUGCCACCACGAAGAACUGAUCCACCACCACCGCCACCAUAUACUUCACCAAGAGAAAGAAUUCAAAUACCACCGCCUACACCUCCAAGAAACGAUGCGGUGACACCUAGAGAACCUCCACCUCCACCACCUUAUCCUGAAGUUUCGGAGAUCACUCGACAAGAAGCAAUUUCCAAAUUAUAUCCAAGCGAAGAAAUCGUGUCAAGGGUAACUUCGACGAAAAUACAAACGGGUCUAACAAAUACCAAAAUGAAUGCCACUUUGACAGCUUCAAAGACUACCAACACCACUCAAACGAACGACAUUGCGUCAAUCGCUCCGAAACCACCACCCAGAAUUCAGCCACCCACCUAUCCUGGUGACAAAAUGAAACCCACGCCGGUUCAUGCUCCCGUCGCAGCUCUUGUUGUUGGACCAAACAAUUAUUUGGAUGUUCACGCUUCACGAGGUGGUCCAGUUUUGUUACCUUAUUUAACACCACCGCCACCUCCACCACCUCCUCCACCACCCAUGAUACAUCCUAGACAACCCCCACCUCCACCACCCAGCUUAGCUACGGUUUACACGAGUCAGGUAGCGAGAUCGCAGAUCGAACAAUAUAAACAACAACUAUAUUCAGACGUUGAUUACGUAAUGUUUCCUUUAAAAGAUCCCGCAGUAUCGAAACAAGAGUACAUCGACGCAAAGCAAGGAUCACUUUUGGCAGCCAUGGCUGCUUAUCCUCCCCCUCCUUAUCCUUCGUUUAAUAAUAAAUCAUUGGUAAUGUAUCGUAGCACACCAUACCUUCCUGGUUCCUCGUUUUCAUCACCCACAAAAUACGCUUCAAAUCAAAAUCUCAGUAGCAGCGACACGAGCUCUAAUAAUUAUUUACCGCAUAGUAACCUGAGUAGCCACUAUGCUGCUAGUACAAGUUCGUUAUAUAGUGGAGCUACUUGUUCAUCGGCAGGAAGUCAAAGUCUUAGACGUGAACCAUCAGCUGCAGCUCAUACCCAUACGCUCCACGCUUUCUCCAGAACAAGAAGCGACGAGAACAUAUUAAAGUGUUUCGAUUCAUCUACUAAUACAAAGCUGCAGUCUCUGCCACAAUUGAAACAUCGUAGACUUCCGCCACCUCCACCGCCACCACCUUACGAAAUUCAGAAUCUUGAAAAGAAUCAACCACUUCCGUCCUCUUCUUCGUCAUCUUCUUCACCGAAGAAGACGUUAAAAACAAAUACUGUGGAGGAACGUGAAGAAGGGAAAGAAGACGGAAUGUUGGAUAUUCGAACACUUCGCGAGAAAAGCCGUAAUUUAGAUUUGCCACUAAUAUCAGCGUUAUGUAAUGAUCGAUAUCUAUUAAAACAAACGAAAGCAUUCGUUAUGCCCAAGCAUCCUGCUGAGCCGACUUCCUCGACGUCUUCAAAGAACGGCACGCGAAGCAGCAAUGGCGGAACAUCUAGUAGAAAUAAAUAUCCAGUUAGCGGUCUUUCUACGACACAAAUCACUAAACCUCCGAGGAAAUCAUCGACGAGUACUCACAAACACCCCGCAGAGGUGAAGGGCAAUGCUUAUAAGAUCACGAAUUCGACAGGUGUGUCGGCUGUUAAAAAGGAUCCGACAAGGGCGUCACAUUCGUAACAGACAAUAGAGAAAAAGAAAUAGAGUUUAUCAGUCUUGCGACGCUAUGAAAAUUUUAUACCUCGAUCAAAGUACAUUCCACAAAGCUGUUCAAACGAUUCCAUAACUGUUAUACUCUAUCCAUAAAAUAACAGACAGCAGCGAAGAAAAGGUCUUAACACCUUAAGUACUUAAAUAGCGUUUCUAAAUAAACCGUGCUUCUUCAACUCAGGGUGCCAUUUUAUCGUUUACAAUUCUUUUGCUCGUCGCAAAUACUCAAGGAAGAAAAAGAAGUUCGAUGAUAAAUUAAACCUUCACAAAGUUUAAAACAGCAACGAAGGUGACUGUUACGUAAUAUCUUUUUUCUUAAAUAAUUUCGUUCUUAUGAUCUCUCUGAUACUUCUGAAAAUUGUAUUUCUUCUUUGCAAACAAAGCUUUUCUUUCGUACGUAGAAUAGUUGAAAUACACCGAUAAUAAAAAUGUUUAUUAACUUUUUUAUUUUUGCUCAAGUAAGCGAUUAGCGCGAAGUGAAAAAAUUGAAUGCGAAGUUUUGUAAAUCUUGAUAACGACAAAGCGUGACAAACGCACUUGCGUUAUAUAUAGUUAUUGAUAUUAGGACAACAAUUUGUGUAAGUACUAAUUACACAGAUAUUUUUAUACUUUGAAUGAAAGCAAGUAUGAGUAUUGUAACUAUUGAAAUAGUACCUUUUUUGAUGUCUACGAAAAUAAUAUUUAUUACAAUCCAGAAGAUUCUUGUCUUUGUUUUUUGUCUAUAUUUUCUUUUUUUUUGUUUUUUGUUUUUUUGUUUUUUUGUUUUUUUUUUUUUUUUUUUUUUAAUUCAAUCAAUGCUCGCUUUAUGAUACUUUUUCUAUCAAAGCGUUUUUUAAGCAUUUGCGUGUACGUAACUGUAAGUGUAGUCGUUUAUUUAGAAAAGUUUAAGCAUUAAAUAUAUUCGGUAAAAAAAAUUUUAUUUUUUUUUUCAGUGAUUAAACAUUGUUAAGAGAGAAAUAUUAUACGAAUUCUCGAAUUUUGAUAAUUGAAUAUCACGAGAAAUCUUUCUUACUAAAGUUUAUACUGCACUACAGAACACGUACUAGAAAAUAACAUGUGACAAUUAAAAUGAUAUAAGAUUUGCGCGAAAAUGAAUCUUUUGAAUAUUAAUAUUAUAGAUCUUAAUGUAAUGAAUAAUAAUUUAGUUGUAACGUUGAAUUAUGUUAAUUAAUAUUACAUUAAUAUUACAACAUGACCCAUGUCUGUAAAUAGUAAAAUCAUAGGACUUGUUGUAGUUGAAAACCUCAUGUAUGUACUACGCGUCACCUCAGCUACGAAUAAUAAACUUUUUUUAUAAUGAA
Messenger RNA from Apis cerana (Asiatic honeybee), 6238 nucleotides. Its product is annotated as protein expanded. Gene Ontology annotation, biological process: positive regulation of hippo signaling. NCBI's taxonomy places the organism in Eukaryota, Metazoa, Arthropoda, Insecta, Hymenoptera, Apidae. Gene Ontology annotation, cellular component: cytoplasmic side of apical plasma membrane; cytoskeleton. The record is from RefSeq and is a predicted model, not a curated record.